UAAUAAAUGUACCGGGUGAAAGACUCCCGUUAAUGAAAUUUAUGAAAUUGAAAAUAGACUUCUACACGUACCCAUUACCAAGUCCUACCAAUAUCUCUAAAGAUUGAUGAUUUUUGAAAAUGAGAAAAUGAUAGCUAAAUGGACGCCCUGUUUGGUUUAAUUAGAAUGGGCUGUAUUUGUGGUAAAGAAGCCCUUCGCAUCAAUGAUAGAAGAUUUUAUCUCCGAUCAAGAUUAGGAGAAGGUGGGUUUAGCUAUGUUGACCUGAUAGAGGAAAUCAGAACUCACAAAGACUAUGCUCUAAAGAGAAUUACAUGUCAUUCUAAUGAGGAAGAAAGGAUAGCUUUGCAGGAGAUAGAAUUAAUGAGAACAUUCAAACAUCCAAACAUCAUACCGUUAGAGGCAUCCUCUGUCAUUAAAGUCAAUCAGUAUUCCAAAUCUCUAGACAUUGUCAGUGAAGUCCUCAUUGUCAUGCCUUAUUAUUCAAGAGGAUCCUUACAAGAUGUAAUAGAAAAGAUGAGUAAGAAGUCUGAGAGGUUUCCUGAAGAAAGUGUGUGGGAAUUGUUUAAGGGGAUUUGUCUUGGACUCCAAGUGUUCCAUAAACACAAUCCUCCAUAUGCUCACAGAGAUCUCAAGAUGGCCAAUAUAAUGUUAGCAGAUGAUGGGACAGCGAUAAUAAUGGAUUUAGGGUCUGCAAAUAAAGCCAGAGUAGAGAUCAAAACUCCAUCGCAGGCACAUAGCUUGCAGGAUGAAGCAGCAGAAAGAUGUUCUAUGUUCUACAGGGCACCAGAACUUUUUAAUCCAGAAUUAGGUUCCAGUGUAGACGAAAGAACAGACAUUUGGUCUUUAGGUUGUUUGUUAUAUGCAUUAGCCUACUUGGCAUCACCAUUUGAGAGUGAUUAUAAUCAUGGUGGAAGUAUAGCUCUUGCUGCUCAAAGUGGGCGAGUCAAAUUUCCAGAGGAUAAUAGGGGAUAUUCCAAAUCUUUACAAGAAACAAUAUUAUUACAGAUGAAAGUUAACCCUGCAGAGAGGCCAUUUAUAGACGAUGUAUUACAACAUAUAGAAACUGUAUCAUACAAAGCUUCUAACCGUGUGUAACCAGAAUCAUUCAUUUAAUCAUUUUAUUUGCUCACUAUGUUUGAAAAAGGUCUUUUUAGUAGAAAAUACUGGGAAGUUUAAAUUAUUUUAAAGUUAAAUAACUUUUAACUAUCAAUAAUCUACUAGUAUUGUAAAGAUAUAAAAAAGAAGAUGUGGUAUGAUUGCCAAUGAGACAACUAUUCACAAGAGACCAAAUGACACAGGAAUAAAGGCCUUUAAAGAAAAACUACAUUAUAUACAUGUAGAUAUGAUUUGUCUACUAUUCAUUAAUGAUAUAGUUACUUAUUUGAUGUUGGAACCAGUGAUAAGAUCCUUAGUUAUGUGGAUAUAUCAAAAUAUAUCAAUUUUACUGCUGUUUAGUGAAUUAUAAUUGAUAUCAGUUUAUUGUUUUUAAGGAGGCUCGAGGUACAAAAAUUUCAGAAAAAUUUUAAACAAUUUUUUUAUUACACAUUUUAUUUGUUACACUACUAGUUGUUAGUUUAUGAUAUGGUUCAAAAACCAACCAUAAAAAUUGAUUCGUUUUAGCCCCAGAUAAAAUGUUUAUAUCAUUGAAAAAGCUCCAAAUUAUCUCCCUUUUGUACAAAAAUGCUAUUUUUUUGCAUUAAAAUUUAUUACAUUUUUCAAAUAAGCUGUACUUGAACUAAACAAUUGUAAAGUUUCUGUAAUUAAGUUUUUGAUAUGAAAUUAAACUUAAUUAUGAAACAUUGUGUAAUAUUAAAAUAGGCUACCACUUACUUGUAUAUGUCUUGGUUUGUGUGCAAUAAAAGUGAACAUUGCUAUAUUGUAAAGUGCUAUAUUGUAAUAUUUUAUGAUUGUAUUAAGUUCAUUCCAAACUUG
Molecule: messenger RNA, 1932 nt
Organism: Mytilus trossulus (common blue mussel)
Lineage: Eukaryota; Metazoa; Mollusca; Bivalvia; Mytilida; Mytilidae
Product: serine/threonine-protein kinase 16-like
Exons: 8
Coding region: 139-1095 (318 amino acids)
Biological process (GO): protein phosphorylation
Cellular component (GO): Golgi apparatus; cytoplasm
Molecular function (GO): protein serine/threonine kinase activity; ATP binding
Source: RefSeq, a predicted model, not a curated record